Molecule: messenger RNA, 2143 nt
Organism: Saccostrea echinata
Lineage: Eukaryota; Metazoa; Mollusca; Bivalvia; Ostreida; Ostreidae
Product: hippocalcin-like protein 1
Exons: 2
Coding region: 787-1350 (187 amino acids)
Molecular function (GO): calcium ion binding
Source: RefSeq, a predicted model, not a curated record
CCUACAUUCGAUUUUCGAAGUUAACCUUUCUCAGAAAUGCAGUACGAGAAAUUUCUAAUCUAUAAUUUAUUGAAACGUGUCAUCUAAGACUGCCGUUUUUAUAAAACACGCACUCGCUCUUAUUUUUUGCGAAUGAAACUGACAAUGGAGACUCAUUGAUUACAUAUACUGUUCUAAAAAAUAUUGCAUUCGGGGCACUGAGACGUUUUCUAGAAUUUAUUGUGCGUAGAGAUGUGAAGGAGUCUCGCUGUUUAUACUGACAACUGUUGAGGACUAGGUUUUUCGGCCCACUCCAAUAGAAUAUCUAUGCAUUAGGAAAUUAACUCUUCAUUGAUUAUAAGUUCACGCGGGGUUAGAAGAAUCAGAAUACUAUUCAAGUGCAAAGAAUUAAAAUUGGAACUUUAAAUUUUUCUACAUGUAUUUGUAAUUUUAAACGCCUUGGUGAAUAAACAUUCGGUGGCUAACAGUUGGACAUUGGUCAAUACUAAUUCGAUCGGGUCAUAAAAGUAUACCACCAGCAAUAGCAGUAAUGAAAUUGCUACAUACGCUCCAUGAAGAAGUCUCGACGUUAAAUUGUUUAAAUCUGGAAUAGUUCCGAUAGGGAAUUGUACAACAUAGGACGUGAAAGUUACUUGCCAUAAAUAUGAUGCUGAACAAUCGGUAAAUAUCUGAUUUAUUCCACAGACAAUUAAAAAUAUUGGUUGUAGGUGCAGCCAUGUGCGAAAUAUUCCAUUGAUUACAAAUAGUAGUGUUGAAAGUUUUCAAGUGAAUGAAAGUCUAAGUAACAUGGGAAAACAGAGCAGUAAACUGGAACCAAAGGAACUCAGUGAACUUAAUUUACAAACUAACUUUACGGAAGAGGAACUUCAGCAAUGGUACAAAGGGUUCAUAAAAGAGUGUCCAAAGGGCAGCCUCACAAUGGACGAAUUCAAGAAAGUUUACGCGAAUUUUUUUCCACGUGGAGAUGCCACAUCGUUUGCUGAGUAUGUGUUCAAGGCUUUCGAUGAGAAUAAAGAUGGUUCAUUGGACUUUAGAGAAUUUAUGUGUGCUCUCAGUGUCUCAUCGAGGGGAACCUUGGAUGAAAAAAUAAAAUUCGCCUUCCGGAUCUAUGAUCUAGACGGUGAUGGUUUUAUUUCGAAGUCUGAGAUGUUAGAAAUCAUUAGGGCAAUCCAUAGAAUGGUUGCAUCUACAAUGAAGUCUGAGCAUAAGAAAUCCACCCCGGAGGAAAGGACUGAACUCAUUUUCAAACGCAUGGACAAAAAUGCGGACGACAAACUGUCGCUGUCGGAAUUUACGGAUGGGGUGAAGGCGGAUCAAUCCAUUGUUAGUUUUCUGCAAGGGCUGACAUAAAAUCAAACAAUCCAUUUAUAAAAAUGAUACCGGAUAGUGGUGUCUGUUGUUAGUAUUACUGUAAUCAGCCUCUGCACUCCUUGAGGUGAAAGCUUUUGUCUAUAAAUGAUUAAGUGUGGUAUUGCAACACUUCCUACCAAACCUUGAUUCAAAACACUUUAUGGACACGCAUCAAAGUUCUAUUGGAAGACCACAUACAUAUUUUUUAAGCAUCUUUAGAAGUUACAAAAGAAAAAUGUGUUUAAAAAAAUAGUAGUCGAAACCCCUCUCUAGAUCUAUGGUGCAAAUUCUAGCAAUUCUAACAAACGCUAAACUUUCGCUAGUACUCGUGUGCUUACUCGAGAGAUAGUUAGCUUUUAAUAAAUGCAAAAUGUUACCGAGUAGGUCUCAUUCCUCUAAAUUGGUAAGAGAGUUUUUUUCCCGAAUCUGCUGGAAACCGUUUCUUAACUCACUUCUGUUCCACCUCUUUCAAUGUGUUCGGAAAGCAUUUCUUUUUUUUCGUUGAUUAGUGUACCGUUACCGCAGAAAAUUUCGAAUGACAUCCCACGAGUCUUUUCGGGGAUAAAGCGAGGCUUCUUGCGGUGCCAAGCAAAACUUACAGGAAGUGAGGAGAUAACAAUAGCUUGUUCCAAAAUACAUUCGACAUCUGCUCAAGGAUUUUUUUUCUUAUGAUAAAACUUAUGAUAUUAAAUACGUAAAAAAAAAUCCUUAAACAGUGGAUUGAUUGUUACAUUUAAUAAAUUCUAUUACACUAUUAAUGUUUUUACUUGUUGGAUCACAUUUGUAACCUGAC